ACCUUACGACAAAUAUACUUCGACUCUUAUGGUUCAGUAAACAGUUGGCUCUUACCUCUCGAUGGUUAGACAAGUUUUAUUUGCUGAUUUCUACGAAUAUCUUUUCCUAAUCUAAGGAUUUUAUAGUUUAAAUAACACCAUAUAAAAUUAGUCUGUGAUUCAAAGAACUUAAGAAAAUUCUGACUAACUGUGUCAUCAACUAGAUUUAUUUGUUGAUUUUAAAUUAGUGUUUUUCAUAUCUCAAAAGAGUUUUCCAUUGAGGCGUGUGACUAUAAAAUAGCAAACUAUUCAGACACUGCGAUACUUUCACUUCAGUGCUCAUUCCAUUCUCUUCAAGUCUCUAUAAGCAACUAGUAUAACCAAUAGUGCGGUGUUGAGAGCAGAAAAAUCUUUAUGAAGGUCAUACACUCUAUAAGGAAUAUUUUUUUGUGAAUUUUCAAUUUAUAAAGUUAUUUUUGCAAGUGCUAACGAAUUUUUCCAUUAUUGCUAAAGUUGAUCUUUGUUAGUAGUUUCAAAAGCUCUUUAGAACUAUCUAACGUAUGUAUGUCAGAUAGCUCAAGUGAUCUAGACUACGUCAUAAAGAGAUUAAAAACCAAUAUAAAUCAUAUUAAUGCAUACCCCUUGACUGAUAAAGAUACACCGAAACCAAAUAAGUGAUUUGUAAAAACUGAAGUGCUUUGUUUAAAAUAUGAUAUAUAAUUAAAAAAAAUUGAUCAGAAAAAUCUUUAAAUUAACCCACCAACCCUUUUCCUAAAAAUCAAAAUGAAGAACCGAGACAUCCAAAAUACGGAAGAUCAGCAAGAUACAAAAACCACUUCUGAAAACCAUGGAUUAUUUAAAUUUGCCCUAGGCGUUCGGCACUAUCAAUCAGGCUUGCUUUUCCUCCUUCUUCUUGUUGGAUAUGCUCUCCGUGUUAAUAUGUCCGUGGGUAUCGUGGCAAUGGUCGACAAUACCAGCGCGAAUCCCGAUUUUGAGGAGUACGAUUGGAAUGAACAGAAACAAUCACUAAUACUAUCGAGCUUUUUUUGGGGCUAUGUUCUUAUUCAACUACCAGCUGGAACGUGGGCACGAAAAUUUGGCGCCAAAAUUCUACUAACCGUCAGUAUGGGAGUUUGCUCCGUGUUAACUCUACUUACUCCAGUUGCAGCUAAUUUAGGCGGAUGGGUUGCUGUAGUGACUCUGCGGAUAUUGUUGGGAGUCAGUCAAGGGUUCAUCUUCCCCUGUGUUCAUACCCUUCUGGCUACGUGGGUUCCCCCAUCGGAAAGAUCAAGAUUAGGUACAUUCGUCUACGCUGGUUCUCCACUCGGUAACGUUCUCAUGCUGGCCAUUUCUGGACUUCUGGCAUCUUCGUCCCUCGGCUGGCCAAGUAUUUUCUACGCAUCUGGAAUCAUCGGUGUUAUCUGGACAGCUCUAUUUUUCACAUUUGGAAGCAAUUCACCGGAAGUAGACGUUAGAAUUACCCCCACAGAGCGGGAAUUUAUACAAGAAUCACUUGGUCAAGAGACUGAUACGGAGGAGAUAAAGAAGUUAACGACUCCAUGGCGGAGGAUUUUUACAUCACUACCAUUCAUUUCCCUUAUCGUGGCACAUAGUGCUCAAAAUUGGGGUUUCUGGACGCUAUUAACUGAGAUUCCGACAUACAUGAAGAAUGUACUUGAGAUGGACAUUAAGAAAAAUGCUCUCUUAUCUGCCCUGCCCUAUUUAGUAAUGUGGUUGGGCAGUUUUGUUAUGAGUCCCAUUUCCGACUACCUCAUCAAUCGGGGCUAUUUGUCUGUUGGUAAUACGAGGAAGCUCUUCAAUUCGAUUGGACUCUACAUUCCUAUGUUUGCUCUCAUUGGUCUUGGCUAUGUUACCAAGGAUCACACGGAAAUUGCUGUAUUCUUGCUGACAUUUGGCGUAGGAAUCAACAGUGGAACCUACGUUGGAUUUAUGCUCAAUCACAUGGAUUUGUCUCCGGUUUAUGCUGGAACAUUAAUGGGCAUUACGAAUUUCUCAGCCAACAUUAUGUCCAUUCUGGGUCCACUCUUCGUGGGACUGAUAGUGUCCGAUGCUACAAAUCCAGUUGAAUGGAGAGCUGUGUUCUUCGUUGCUGCUGCAAUUUACUUCGUCGGAAAUACGUUCUUCGUCAUUUUCGGAAGUGGAGAAAUUCAGCCAUGGAACAAUUCUUCGAAAAGAGAUGGUGAUGAGUUAGAAUCCCAUGACGCUGGCAAGUCAACCGAAACUGUGACAACGAUUAUUAAGUAAAUAGUUUUUUUUAUAUACAAAUGUAACGUAUUGUAUUCAAAAGUACCAUAUUAAACUUGUAUUAGAAAAAAACUGUGUCUAUAGUGGUGGAAUACAUGCUGUAAGGUUGAAUGGGGCAAAAACGGGCAACAAAGUUUUUUAAUACCGGUGUUCGAUUAAAGUUCUAACUUAUUUAAAAAAAAAAAACUUUUUUAACUCUUAAGUUUUGCAUUCUUGUUCCUUUUAGCAAUUUAUUUUAUAACUUUAUGGUGUCUACACAUUAAAAGCAAUUUUCGUCAAAAAUUGUCUUUUUAAAAAAUUCUGACGUUUCUGCCUAGAGGAAAUUUUCUUUAAAAGGGCAUUAUUUAAAUAAAUUUCUCAUAGUGUGUAGAGGCCAUUAGUGAUAAUAUCUUUUUCUGUUAAACAUUAAAAAAAAAUUAUAUGACAUUGCAGAGACUUCGACUUGCUUUAUCAUUUUCAUGAUUUAAGAAAUAAUGCUUCCUUUUUCACAUUUUUGGCCAAUUAAAUCAUUUAAUGAGCACUUUUUCUCUCAAAUUUGCAUUCCUUUUCUAGUAAAGAAACGUCAUAAUUUUUUAUGCAAAAACCGUCAAUAAAUUUAUCUUUUGGUACGAUAAAUUUAAAAUAAAUGUACAUACAUAUGUAAGUAAUUAUUUUCAUACAGGGAGCAAGAGAAAAAUUGUCGGUUUGUUUUUAAUUAAAAAAUGUUAUUUUUUUUUAGUUUUUUUUUAAUAUUAAUUAUUAUGAGAUUGUAAAAAAAAACUUGUCUGAGUUAUGGUGAUAUUCCAAUAAAAAUGAGAAAAAUGGAAAUAUA
Messenger RNA from Phlebotomus papatasi, 3055 nucleotides. Its product is annotated as putative inorganic phosphate cotransporter. Gene Ontology annotation, cellular component: plasma membrane. Gene Ontology annotation, molecular function: transmembrane transporter activity. Gene Ontology annotation, biological process: monoatomic anion transport; transmembrane transport. Bases 763 to 2244 code for a protein of 493 amino acids. Lineage: Eukaryota; Metazoa; Arthropoda; Insecta; Diptera; Psychodidae. The record is from RefSeq and is a predicted model, not a curated record. The transcript is spliced from 8 exons.